Aspergillus saccharolyticus JOP 1030-1 is the source of this 1456-nucleotide messenger RNA. RefSeq names its product glycosyltransferase family 32 protein. The record is from RefSeq and is a predicted model, not a curated record. Gene Ontology annotation, molecular function: alpha-1,6-mannosyltransferase activity. The transcript has 2 exons. Lineage: Eukaryota; Fungi; Ascomycota; Eurotiomycetes; Eurotiales; Aspergillaceae. Gene Ontology annotation, cellular component: mannan polymerase complex. Bases 274 to 1356 code for a protein of 360 amino acids. Gene Ontology annotation, biological process: protein N-linked glycosylation.
CCGCACCCGGUUACUCUGACGCCUCUCUGACGACGACAGCCAUUUUGCUGGGUCUCCAACACGUUUACGGUCCACGGAUAUGCGCCAAUCUUGGUAGAAGAUCAAUCGGUGUUUAUUCCACGGAACGACCCCAGUUGCUUUUUGUCGGCGGAGCUUGCGAAAGUAGCACAGAAAAAAAAAAGAAAAAGAAAAGGCUUCCGCGGCGAUUCCUGGAGCUGUCGACAGUAUCCCAGAUUCAGCCGACCGCAGAAGAAUCUCCCUACUUGCGCCACUAUGCUCACCUUCCGCAAGUCGCUUCUAGCGGCUGUGUUGCUAAUCACGUUCAUUGUCCUCUUCCGAUCUUCGCAUUCCUCCCCAUCCGUGUCACCGACAGUGCCCGCCUCCGCCGCCGAAGCCUACGACAACAGCCAGGCGAUAGUCGAUCGGCCCCAGGGGCGAAAGCCGGACGCCAUCAAGCAGCAACCUCUCAGUCCUCCACCAACCGCUCCAUUGCGUGAUCGACUGCGUUAUCACUUUCCCUAUGAUCUCGACGGCAAAUUUCCCGCAUACAUUUGGCAGACAUGGAAGUACACUCCCGAGUCGAUGUUCUUUUCGGAGGGACUUCGUGACCCUGAGGCGAGCUGGACCGAACUACAUCCAGGGUUUGUCCACGAAGUUAUUCCUGACGAUACCCUGCAGCAUCUGAUCAAGUACCUCUAUGGAUCGGUGCCGGAUGUGUACGAGGCAUUUGAGUCCAUGCCCUUACCGGUUCUCAAGGCCGAUUUUUUCCGGUAUCUCAUUCUUCUGGCGCGGGGUGGGAUUUAUAGCGAUAUUGACACCACUGCUUUGAAGCCUGCAUCAGACUGGCUACCUUCGGAACUCGAUUUGACUACAGUCGGGGCUGUCGUGGGUAUUGAGGCGGAUCCAGAUCGUCCGGACUGGCACGACUGGUAUGCGCGCCGGAUCCAAUUUUGCCAGUGGACUAUCCAGGCCAAACCAGGCCACCCAAUUUUCCGCGACAUCGUCACAUAUAUCACCGAGGAAGCGCUGCGGAUGAAGAAGGAAGGGAAACUUAAAGUAGGAAAGAUGGACAAGACCAUCAUGGAAUUCACGGGUCCGGGAGCCUGGACCGACGCCGUCUUCCGGUACUUCAAUGACCCAGAGUAUUUCAACAUUGAACCUGGUUCUCCUUCGAACGUCACCUAUGAGGAUUUCACCAAUCUGCAAGGAUACAAAAAGAUGGGUGACGUGGUGGUUCUACCUAUUACGAGUUUCAGCCCCGGUGUACACCAGAUGGGUGCAGGAGAUAUUGACGAUCCUAUGGCAUUCGUAAAACAUAACUUCGGAGGCACUUGGAAAACCGAUCCAUCUCUAUAAGUUGGCUACGUCGAACUCUAUAUUCAACUUCAUUCUCAGCGUGGCCUUCGGUGAUGAAGACUUUAGACGAGAAGACCGGCGUCGCACCAAAGGUGACGAC